Poeciliopsis prolifica (blackstripe livebearer) is the source of this 3141-nucleotide messenger RNA. RefSeq names its product zeta-sarcoglycan. NCBI's taxonomy places the organism in Eukaryota, Metazoa, Chordata, Actinopteri, Cyprinodontiformes, Poeciliidae. Gene Ontology annotation, cellular component: sarcolemma; sarcoglycan complex. Gene Ontology annotation, biological process: heart contraction; cardiac muscle tissue development. The coding region runs from base 92 to 1057 and encodes 321 amino acids. The record is from RefSeq and is a predicted model, not a curated record. The transcript has 9 exons.
GUCGGCUGGCGGCGACACUUUAUUACUCAGCGGCAGCGGGGGGGAUCAGGACGGUGACGGCAGGACGAAAAAUGACUCAACGGAAUCAGCCAUGGACCGCUCCACGUCUUUGGAUAUCGAAGCGCUCAAGAUGACCCAGGAGCAGUACAUCCUCGCGGCCCAGCCUAACCCCCUCCACCAGCGAGGCGCGUCAGAGUGCAGUGGCCAGGUCUACCCAGCAGUCGGCAUCUACGGCUGGAGGAAGAGAUGCUUGUACUUCUUCAUCCUCCUCCUACUUGUCACGAUGAUUGUCAACCUGGCACUCACCAUCUGGAUUCUCAAAGUCAUGAACUUCACUCCGGAUGGCAUGGGGAACCUGCGAGUUACCAAAGAAGGGAUCCGACUGGAGGGGGUGUCCGAAUUUUUGCUGCCCUUAUAUGUCAAAGAGAUCCAGUCUCGAAGGGACAGUCCGCUGAUUCUCCAGUCAGACAGAAACGUGACGGUCAAUGCUAGAAAUGAUCAGGGACAACUGACUGGUCAGCUCACCGUGGGUUCGGAAAUGGUUGAAGCCCAGUGUCAGAGGUUCGAAGUGAAGAGCGCUGACGGCGAGAGGGUUCUGUUUUCUGCGGACGAGGAAGAGAUCAGCAUCGGAACAGAGAAACUUAAAGUCACAGGCGAUGAAGGAGUGGUUUUUAGCCAUUCUGUCGAGACUUCACAUGUCAGAGCAGAGCCAUUUCAGGACCUAAAACUAGAGUCCCCAACUCGGACCUUGACGCUAGAAGCUCCCAGGGGGGUAGAGGUCAGUGCUGGAGUGGGAGACUUCACGGCUUCCUGUAGGAAAGACCUCCUCUUGCAGUCCUCAGACGGAGAGAUCUUUCUAGAUGCCAACACAAUCAAGCUGGGCAACAUCCCCCUCGGCAGUGCUGUAGACCCACUGGAAGGGGCUCCGCCAGGCACCACUUACACCAAACAGACUGUGUACGAGCUAUGUGCCUGCGCUAAUGGCAAGCUCUACCUGUCCCCAGCUGAGGAGGGAUCCACCUGCCAAACCACUAGUAACUUUUGUCUCUGGAGUUGAGAAUUAGAGGCUCGUAAAGAGACAGGACAUAUGGACUAACAAGCUUGGAGCUGACGCUAGCCAGCAGACCGCAGAACGAAGGAACGUGUGUGUUUGGAUCGAAGCCAUCGACAGCUAAGGGUCGGAAUCAACGAGGACCGACGCGUGGCUGAAGCGUCACGCAUGUUCGGCAAUCGAGCGACACGGAUUCACAAAUGGUAGGGAGGUGAGGCUCGCUAAGAGACGGGAUCAAGAAGAACUGUGGGACUUGGUACCAAGGAACUGGCCGCUAACGGACUGAAUCAACAUGGAAAAGAGCCUGUGUGAGGCCGGUGCCAGCAGCACACAAAUCAAAUUAAUAAGGAUUGGUCUGUGGCCAAUGCGAGUAACAAGGAUGAAUGACUUGGCAAGACACAAAAGAUGGUUUUUAUACUAAGACCACUCAUGGACAUAAAUGGGCAGUCUAAGGCUCGGGCCUUUGUUGGCCGUCUCUUCCUUUUGCAUUUGCAGCCUGGAGAGACCCUACAAGUCCUGAGGAUUAUUCAUGGGAUUUGCAUUGUUUGUUCACUGUUUGACCAAACUUUCAAGGAGAAAAAAAAAACAAGCUUUUGUUUUGCUUUUUUUUUUUUUUUUUCCGUUGGGUAAAGAGAAAUAAUUGUGAACUGAAAAUACCACCCGGGGGAGGUGGACAUGUGCUCCUGGUUAACAUAUCAGUUGGCUACGGUGACAGACGUGAGUGAACACGUUGGCUCAGCCCAAUGGGUAGCUAAUAAAAUUUAAUCAGACAAUGAGUUUUGUCUUGUGGGAAGCUAAAGGCUGCCCAAUGGACCAAUCUAUACCAGAAAGGCCUUCCCCCAAUGCCCGACCCUUUUAGUCUUUCAACCCAACGUUGUUACGUGAACCUUUUGCAUCAGUGUAGAAAUGAUAGUAACAAUGUUCUCCAACCCCACUUUCCCCACUGGAAAACCAAUGCAAAUAAUUGCGCUUUAAACCUUGCAUUCGCCAAAUUUUGUUCUCAUGGAUUUUCAACUCUUUAAUGUCUUUUAUCUCCUUUCGUUGUUUUUUUUCUACCCCAAAUUAUGUUUUUUGCUUGUUAACCUCUUAACAACCCUUGUAAACUUAUGUUCUCACCCAUCUAUCAAUAUCUCCCCUUAGCUUUUUUCUCUGUCCACCUUGUUUUCUAUUUAUCCAACAGCGCUUGACUGCUAAAAAAGGGAGAUUGUGAAAAAUGAGGUGUGGGAGGCAAACAUCAUCUCUUCACAAGUGAAUCAGUUGUCCUAUAAAUCUUUGACCUCAAAGUUUUGAAUCUUUUCCUCUUCUCUCUCUCUUUUUUCCUGCAUAUUUUGAAUCCCAAAACAUCAUCUUUUGGGUAUAUGAUCCAAUUAAAUUAACUGAAAAAGAUAGAGAAAUGUGAAUAUUAAGUCAAAUUGAAGGUCUUAUGGGUGCUAUUGGGGAAAAAAGACACAUUUUUGUAACUCACUGAAAAUUUCAGUAAGAGAUGUCAGUGGCAGAUGACGUUUACUCAUGUUAAUGAGAAUUAAAUAUUUUCAUCUUGUUUUUUUUUCCAUCGUAUUUUAGAAACCUUUUGCUGCUGUACUUUUCAAACACUCAGUGUUCAGUGAGCUCAGUUUCAUGAUCUUUACUAGGCUUGCCUUUGCCUGCAGAAUAUCUGCUCUCCCUCUCUACUUCUCUUCCAUCAGUCAGGACCCAUCUUGUCUUUUUAUCACAUCUUUUACUUAUCAAUCAUUCAAUGACAUAUCUUCAUAUUGUUUCCUCCAUCCUAUGUCUGACAUGCCCAUUCAUUACGCUCUUUUUUGUGACAUUGCACGCUUUGAUGCCAGGAGAUCUGACCCCUAUUUUGAAACGCCAGAACCCAUUUCCAAAGCUGCGGCUGCAUCACGGGAGAGGCUGGGAAACUGAGACACGUUUCUUCAACACUGAAUGAUUUCCAGCUGACUAAUCUUUCACUCAUCAUUCGCGACAGUUCAAAAUGAUAAUAAGCAUUCACAUGUGGUAGAAACCUAACGACAAUAACUGUGGAUGGAGGUUGGUUGUGUCUGUGCACGUGUGUGUGUGUGUGUGUGUGUGUGUGUGUGUGUGUGUGU